Messenger RNA from Mucor velutinosus, 1533 nucleotides. RefSeq lists its product as uncharacterized. NCBI's taxonomy places the organism in Eukaryota, Fungi, Mucoromycota, Mucoromycetes, Mucorales, Mucoraceae. Gene Ontology annotation, molecular function: sulfotransferase activity. The record is from RefSeq and is a predicted model, not a curated record. The transcript is spliced from 4 exons. The coding region runs from base 1 to 1533 and encodes 510 amino acids.
AUGAAGGGUACCAGCUCAGCACAUGGAGAUGCUUCUUUGACUAUAAAGAACCUUCUGCUGGCUUGCUUGGCGUUUGUGACAGGAGGACACAUCCAGACAUUGCCAUCUGGGCAAGUGCGCAUCAUAUUCAAAUGGCAGUAUUUCAUCAUCUCACUAGUAGCUGCUUGUAUUGCCACCACCAUCAUCAUUCAGACAACCACAAUGGCAUGGAACAAAGUCGACCCUAAUGACGAUGAAUCCAUCUUUCUACCAUUCACCUCCAAAAAGGUGCCAGCAAAAUGGAGAGGCUACAUCACAAAUCAACCGUUAUCGCAUCCAACGCAUCAUCCAAAACUGUACUACCCACGAAACUGUCCUCACUUUACUCCUCAGCACUCGAAAUCUUGCGCAAAGCCUGUUCCAUCAUUCAUAUUCGCUGGUAGUGAGUUUGCAGGUGCUUCCUACGUAUUUCGUAUGCUGAAACAGCAUCCUCAAGUGGCAGCUGCGUCAGUGGAUAAUAGUGGGCUUAUAGCAAAUCAUGUAUUCGAUAGACAGGAGUUUGAUGAAGCCAAUGCAUUUGAUUCGUAUAUAUCUCAGUUUCCUUUUCUCAAGGACGAUGUGCUGGCUACCAUGGAAGAGACUAGAAAUUGGAUUGUUGGAGAGAAUGCACCACAUUACCUGUAUAACAGCCAUUUAACUGCAAAGCGCAUCAAGGACACGUUGCCUCAUGUCAAGCUUGUCUUUUUUCUGAGAGAGCCCAUUGCAAGAGCGUAUUCACAAUAUUUGUACGAGAAGACAGAAUUAGGACACUCCAACUUGUCAUUCGAGACGCUGAUUGAUCUGGAGUUACCUAUUCUGCGUCGAUGCGGACAUACGAGCACACAAACUGGAUGGGAGGGUUUCGUCAGUUGUCAUCAAGGAAGCGAGAUUAGAGCAUCAUGGAAGGUCUCCAACGACACACACGCUUUCAACUCUUUGGCAAAAGGCAUGUAUUACCCUGCACUGGUGCCAUUUUUGCAGCAGUUUGCGCCCUCUCAGUUAUUCGUGAUUCGAACAGAAGAUGUCUUGCUCAACCCAUCAGGUUCAUUUCAGAGACUGGCCCGCUUCCUCGACAUUGAUCCCACAUUUUUUGCAGAGCGUAAUUUCUAUCAAGACGAGCAACAUUUGACAGAGGAAGAGCUGCUGUCGAGUUCAGCUGAUUUGGAAGUGCAUUAUCCCCAUCCAUACGAAAGCAGCACCUUUAGAAAUGCAACAGCCACUGCUAUUACGACAGAGGAGCGAGCAGCAUCAACUAGCCCCGCCAUCAAUCAUCAUUUGCAAAAGACUGCUAUGGAUCGAAGUCUGUUUGUUCAGCCAAGGCCACGCCACCGUACCUUUAUCAACAACCAACAGAUGCAUCCUGUGCCAUAUAUCCCAGCAGCUGAAGAGCCCGAGCUAUCCACUCGAUAUAGACUGCAAAAAGUGUAUAGAGAUUUGAAUAAUCGAUUGAUUGACUUGUUGGAUCAAAAGAUGGCUAGCUUCUAUGCGUGGGUUUACGAUGUGGAUCGAGGAUAG